AUGUCGCUCAAAUGUGAGCUAAGCAGUAUGCAUGCUGCAGCCGAUAAGUAUGCUAUGCUCGAAGAUCCUGACGUCCAGGUCAAGCAAUGGAUGUCCAUGGUGAGGGAAUUGGCCUAUGAUAUUGAGGAUUGCAUCGAUAAGUUCAUUCACCGGCUCGAUGAUGAUGGGCGCCAUAGUGGUUUCAAGGAGUUCUUCCUCAAGACUACUCGCCAACUUAAGGCGCUUGGAGCUCGGCGUGGAAUCGCCGACCAAAUUGAUGAACUAAAGGUUCGCAUCAAGCAAGUGAAAGAGCUUAAGCACAGUUACAAGCUAGAUGAGGAUACUUGUAGCACGUUGGUUGUGGAUCCCCGAUUGUGUGCUCUUUUUGCCGAUCAGGCACACCUUGUGGGCAUUGAUGGUCCAAGAGAUGAUCUUGCCAAGUGGAUGAAUUUUGAUUGUCGGGCUUUUGUAUCAGUCUCACAAAAGCCAAACAUAAAGAAAACUAUUAGUGACCUCAUCUGGAAAAUGCCUUACCCUGAUGGAUUCACAAAAGAUAUUGACAUUUGGGAUGUAAUGACAUCUAUUGAAAAGUUGAGAGAGCUGCUACAAGAUAGGAGGUAUCUCGUUAUAACUGAUGAUAUAUGGUGUGCACAAGCAUGGGACACUAUCAAGUGUGCUUUUCCAAAGAAUAAUUGUUAUAGCCGGAUUAUAGUCACUACACGCAAUAUCGAUGUAGCAAGGUCAUGUUGUAUAGGUGGUGAUGACCGUGUUUAUGAAAUGAAAGCAUUAAGUGAUCUUCACUCUAAUAUAUUGUUUCUUAGAAGAAUUUUUGGCUCAGAGCAAAACUGCCCUGAUAUUUUGAAAGAUGUUUCAAAUAAAAUCCUGGGAAAAUGUGGAGGCCUACCAUUGGCAAUUAUCAGUAUAUCCGGUUUAUUGGCAACCAGACCAACUGUCAAAGAGGAGUGGGAGAAGAUUAAAAGGUCAAUUGGUUCUGCACUGGAAAAUAACCAGAGUUUAAAGGGAAUGAGUACCAUACUAAACCUUAGCUACAAUGAUCUUUCCCCUAGUAUCAAGACAUGUUUGUUGUAUUUAAGUGUAUUCCCUGAGGAUUGUGUAAUUGGAAGAGAAAGGUUGGUGAGAAGAUGGAUAGCAGAAGGUUUUAUAUGUGAAGAGCGUGGACUGAGCCGACAAGAGGUUGCCGAGAACUACUUUUACGAGCUUAUCAACAAAAGCAUGGUACAACCAGUGAGCAUUGGCCAUGAUGGUAAGGCUGACGCAUGUCGGAUCCAUGACAUGAUGCUGGAACUUAUUAUUUCCAAAGCAACCAAAGAUAAUUUUGUCACUGUGGUAGGUGGAGGCCAAACGAGGUUGGUAAAUCAUAAUGGUUUUAUUCGACGACUAUCCAUCCAACAUAAUGAAAAGGAGAAUGCAUAUGCGUUAGUUAAAGAAGAUCUAAGCCAUGUUCGAUCUCUAACUGUAACAUCAUCAUAUUACAUCAGGCACCUGCCUGGCCUUAUUGAAUUUGAAGCUUUACGAGUACUGGAUUUUGAGGACUGUGAGGGCUUAGAGGAGUAUGAUCUUUACAAUAUGGGAAAAUUGUUCAAACUAAAAUACCUCAGCCUUUGUUGCACAGGCCUAUCAAAGCUACCAUCAGGCAUUGUGAUGCUAUGUGAUCUAGAGACCCUAGAUCUUAGGAAUACAUGUGUGCAAGAGUUGCCAUCUGGAAUUGUUCGCCUCAUUAAACUGCAACACCUACUAGUUGCAGUGGGAACAAAGUUACCAAAUGGAAUUGGAGAUAUGAGGAACUUACAGAUAAUCUCUGGAUUUAAUAUUACCCGUAGCCCAUUUUUUGUGGUGGAGGAACUUGGGAACCUAGAAAAUUUGUCUGGACUUGAUAUAUAUUUCGAUUGUGAAGGACUCGAGGAGUACAAGAAGCAUGAAACGAUGCUACAUUCCUCACUGUGCAAGCUUGGCAACCAUAAACUCGUGUCUUUACGGAUAACUAGAUACGGUGGCUCCCUUGGGUUCUUAGAUUCAUGGUCCCCAUUGCCAUUUUCCCUUCAAAUAUUCUAUAUGUCCAGCGACUAUUAUUUUAAGAAUGUUCCAAGGUGGAUUGUACCAACUCUCACCAGCCUAGCUUACUUGGACAUCAAUUUAACUGAAUUAACAGAGGAGGGUCUGGUUACUCUUGGGGAGCUCCCAGCAUUACUUUGUCUGGAGCUAUGGUUGAACACAGGACAACAGAACGGGCUAAUUACAGUCCAAGGCACUGGAUUCCCAAAUCUUAAGGAGUUAGGAAUCAGUGGUGCUGUUGAAGCAUACGUUACGUUCAUGAAAGGUGCUAUGCCGAAGCUUGAGAAGAUUGGUGUGCCAUGUCUUGUGCCAGUGGCAAAAACUUAUGGCUUUUAUAUAGGCCUUGAGAAUCUCACUUGUCUCAAGCAAGCAACAAUAAUGCUUGUCAAGGACAAAUCCACACCUUCUAAGAACAAGGCCGGAGCUACUGCGAUCAGGAAAGAAGCAGCUAUCCAUCUCAACCAUCCCACAGUUUAUAUACUGGGAGAAUCUGAUUGUUAG
Molecule: messenger RNA, 2553 nt
Organism: Lolium rigidum
Lineage: Eukaryota; Viridiplantae; Streptophyta; Magnoliopsida; Poales; Poaceae
Product: disease resistance protein PIK6-NP-like
Exons: 3
Coding region: 1-2553 (850 amino acids)
Biological process (GO): defense response to other organism
Molecular function (GO): ADP binding
Source: RefSeq, a predicted model, not a curated record